AUGGAGCGACGUACACCUUACGAUCCUGCGCUUCGGGGCUUCGUGGGACGCAGUAAUAGCUCGUCAUUCGACCCCGAGAACGAUUCAGAGGACGCUGAACUGCUACGACAGAGGCUACUGGCCGCUGCAUUGAGCACACCCGUGAGUGGUGACGCUGUGAGCUCCAGACUUCUGCAGGCUUUGCCUCAACUGACCAUUGGCCAGUUCUUACAGGAUUUAAACAACCAAACGCCACCGUGGAGAGGCUUCACAACAGGAAGACAGGACUCUGACGAGACUGCAGCUCAAGCUGACGAGACAGGCAGACUUUUACCCACUGAGGGGCGAGGAGAAGGCUCUCCACCGAGGACUCGACGGAGACUGAGCUCCGAGUCGUCCAUGUACUCCAUGUCAGCCAGUGGAGAGCUGGAACGAAGUGAUAGUACUGAGGCUCAAUCAGGGAAUACAGCAGAAACUACUACUGCUACGCGACCGAAUGGACGUACAGGGAGGACGAGACGCAAUUCAGACGAAGAAGGCGAAGAUCAGACGGCGCUAGACGAACUACAGGCACUUUUCCGCCGAUGCCACAACUCGCUCCCGUUUGUGGCGUUAUUCCUCAUCUACUUUGCGUACCAACACGCGACUGGCAUCUUAGUGUUCGUAGUUGGGACCGUGGCAGUGAUGGGACUCGAUCAGCGCAUGCGAGCGCAAGUUGCGCUCAAGGAGAAGGCCAAUAGUUGGCAUCUUCUCGGAAUUGUAGCCAUGUGUGCCAUUGACAUGGUCGCGAUAUGCUCGGUGGAUGGCCAGCCGAAUCCUUUGCGUCAUUUCUCCCAGAUCCUCCACUCAACUACAGCGCAGGGCAGUGGCAGUGACAGUGGACUUGUCUCGACUGGAGGAAUCUUCUGGCAGGUGCUGUGGACGGUGCUUGUCAACGACUUCCUGAUUCGACUCUGGAGUAUCGUCGUCAAGGCGUUUGUAGCUGGAGCCAAGUCAGAUCGAUUCCAGUGCGAAAGGAAGCACAGAGACGACGUUUCGACGAAUGAGGAUGAGGCUGCUGCGACUAUAACGAUCGCAGAGGUAGAAGAUGAAAGCUCUACGGUGGAGACGCCACUCACGCAGCGUGUAGUGUCGACCGUUGCCUUUUACCGCAGAAAGCGGAAGUUGUAUGGACUCAUCGAGAUGUGCUCAAUCUUCCUCCGAUCGCUGCUCGCCAGUAUCCCCUGGUGCAGCUUCUACCAGCUCUGUGCCUCCAAGUUUAUGGCCGACGUGUUUACCUUCGCCUACGUCUUUAUCAAGGGUUUAAUUCUUGCCACUCAAGGCCGACGUAUCUUCAACCUCGCACGAUCGUUCGUCACGUUGGGGCUUGAGUUCGGAGUAUACGUCACCCACGAUGAGCUCGUGGAAGCAGGAUCUCCAGACUGCUCCAUCUGCUACGAGACCAUGCGUCAACCUGUCAAGCUCGCGUGCUCGCACAUGUUCUGUGAAGAGUGUGUGACGGAAUGGUUCGACCACGAGCGUUCGUGUCCUUUAUGCCGAGCCAGUGUGGGCUCAGGUCCGUCUGCCGAGGAAAGCGUCAAGCCCCAUUUUUUGGACGGUCGCACAAGUCUCGUGCCACAACUUUUGUAG
Phytophthora infestans T30-4 is the source of this 1608-nucleotide messenger RNA. RefSeq lists its product as uncharacterized. Gene Ontology annotation, molecular function: ubiquitin protein ligase activity. Bases 1 to 1608 code for a protein of 535 amino acids. Lineage: Eukaryota; Oomycota; Peronosporomycetes; Peronosporales; Peronosporaceae. The transcript is spliced from 4 exons. Gene Ontology annotation, biological process: positive regulation of ERAD pathway. The record is from RefSeq and is a predicted model, not a curated record.